Ixodes scapularis (black-legged tick) is the source of this 1599-nucleotide messenger RNA. Its product is annotated as serine hydrolase-like protein. The transcript has a single exon. NCBI's taxonomy places the organism in Eukaryota, Metazoa, Arthropoda, Arachnida, Ixodida, Ixodidae. The record is from RefSeq and is a predicted model, not a curated record. The coding region runs from base 375 to 1343 and encodes 322 amino acids.
UACCGUUGUUGUUGUGGCAGUGUGGAAGGCCUAUAAAGUCAAGCCGCUCGUGCCCCCUUCCCUUUACUCCGCUCGCCGCGUGUUCGCGCUCUCUCCCGUCGUCGCCUCCAGUCGGUUUGGCUCAGAGCCGCACUUCCACCUGCGAAGAAGUGUGUUUUUUCGCCGCAGCUGCGCACAGAAGAAAGCUCACGCGUGUGCACGAGGAGGGGGAAGAAGGAGACGACGAGGAACCGGGGGAGAGGAGGUCAGGGAGGAGUCACCGCAGUCGUAACCUCAGCCCGCGCAUAAAAGCCAGAGACGCUCCCACAAGCGUACAUUCUCCUCUGAGAAGUGACACGAGGCUUCUUUUACGAUCUGCGAAUCCGUUCAGCGACAUGGAACGCCGACGUUCGCUCAAGUCCAAGGAUCUCCUGAUCCCCGUGUGUUACGGUUACCUACACGCCAAGGACUGGGGACCCCCCGACGGCGUCCCGGUGAUCGCCGUUCACGACUGGCUCGACAACUGUGCCUCCUUCGAGAACCUGGUGCCUCUGCUGGACCCGUCGCUCCGGGUCGUAGCCGUGGAUCUCGUGGGACACGGCGCGUCGUCCAAUCUACCGAGAGGCUUCCAGUACAGCCACCAGCAGUUCGUCGAGGACAUGGAUUGCGUGUUGGACUUUCUCGGGUGGAGUUCCUGCGCCGUCGUGGCCCACGGUCUGGGAGCCACCAUGGCCCUCUACUACGCUGGACUUCGACCCGACGUCUGCAAAUGUGUGGUGUCUUUGAGCAUUUCGGACACUGUGAACACAAACCCGGGACACAUGAUCCCCUCGCUAAUGCAGUACAUCCAGGACUCUGGCAACCUGGAGUAUCACAAGGACGGAACGGAAGCACUCGAGACCGCCGUCAGGGACCUGGUCGAAGUCACCGGAGGAUCUCUGGACGAGGACUCUGCGCGAACCCUCCUCAAAGCCGAAGACGAAGCUGGUCAGACCCUCGGCCUCGCCGUGCUCUGCAGGUGCCUCAGAGUGUACACCAUGUCCGAGACGAGAAAGGACCAGCUCACCAUCCAGAACACAAUGACACUCUACCAAGGUCCUCUGCUUCUGCUGAGUGCCAAGGACUGGAGAGAUCCCCAGGAGGACGAUAUGCUUCGGAUCUGCGAAGACCUAUUCAGUUCCUCCUGCGAGCCCUUCAGCAGUGUCGAAGUGGAGGGAACGCAUCACGUUCACCUCAAUAACCCCGGACUAAUCUCUGCGCACAUCAACGAUUUCAUCGGAAGGUUCACCGACGUGCCCGCUUGUGAGAACGCACCGGAAAGGAACUGUAUCGACACUCUUCAAUUGACCGACUUUGUCCUGUGAGAUGUUUAACAUUUUGCUUGUAUAUACUCACCCGCACGGCUGGAUUACACCCUGGAUUAUUUUUUUAAUGUUUAAAUGCAUGCUAAUAUGCUGACCAUUGUUGUCAGCCGGCCUUUGUGUGAGUUGUGUGAGCGUCCCAUUUUGACAGUGUAGAUAAUGCAUUCUACGUCUGUGUUCAGUCAGAUCCUUGUAAAUACAUCAUUUCGCGCUGCAUCCAAUGCCAAAUAAACCAAAGUCCCUGACGUAAGAAAAACAA